AUCACAUGCUUGGAUGUUUGGGAGUGAAAGAAGGCGUGCUGCUAUCUUCGCUUUUCUUCUUUUUAAGUGUUGUACUCUCUACGUUCGCAGCAAACGCAAGAGAUGGAGGAGAACAUUGCUACCGAUUGUAUAGUGAUAGAUGACCAUGAACAAGGUUAUGACCUUGAUUUGUUCUGUAUUCCAAAGCACUAUAUUGAAGAUUUAGAAAGGGUUUAUAUUCCUCAUGGACUUAUCAUGGAUAGGACCGAGAGACUGGCUCGGGACAUAAUGAAGGAUAUGGGAGGACACCACAUCGUCGCACUUUGUGUGUUGAAAGGUGGCUACAAAUUCUUUGCAGAUCUUUUGGAUUAUAUCAAGGCACUGAACAGAAACAGUGACAGGUCUAUCCCCAUGACUGUAGACUUCAUCAGACUGAAGAGUUACUAUAAUGAUCAGUCAACGGGAGAUAUAAAAGUGAUUGGUGGAGAUGAUCUUUCUUCACUGGCUGGCAAGAAUGUCUUGAUAGUGGAAGAUAUAAUAGAUACCGGGAAAACAAUGCGAACACUGCUUGCAAUGCUUAAGAACUACAACCCACAGAUGGUGAAAGUUGUCAGUUUAUUGGUGAAAAGAACUCCUCGAAGUGUCGGUUACAGACCAGACUACAUAGGAUUUGAAGUGCCUGACAAGUUUGUGGUUGGCUAUGCCCUUGAUUAUAAUGAAUACUUCCGAGAUCUAAAUCAUAUCUGUGUAAUUAAUGAAAACGGAAAGUUAAAGUAUAAAGCAUGAGAUCAUCCCUUGUGUGUAUUGGCAGAAUAUGGGAUAAUGUGUUACUUGUGGAGCUGGAUUCGACAUGAGAAGCUAAUUUCUGCCAGUCAAAUGGAAUACUGAAGAUGUACUGCAGUCUUCAAUUUACACAUUUUUUAUUACGUUCCAAAUUUAAAUUCAUUGAAGUGAUGCACUACUCUUAAUCCUGAUAAAAAUUGUUUUAGUAGGUUAAUUUUUCUGUUCUCUGAAACUAUUUUUGUAAUAUAUUGGAAUAAUGUAUGCACGUAUGUGUAUUCACGUAAUAUGUACACACACACACACACACACACACAGCAUUUGAAUUUGAACUGCUAGUACUACAUAAAUUAUGUGGUGUACAGCAAACUGUAACUGCUUAAGUAGCUCCUCUGGAAGAAGCAGGUUAAUCAGUAUUAGUUCUCCCUUUAGCUACGUGAUGCCCUUGUCAGAAAAUUACAUGUAUGUUUCCAAAACUUAAGUUCCUUCUAAAGUACAAAGAAGGGCAGUAGGAUGUAUUACACCAGGUGUGGAGCAUAGUCUGGCUUUGCACUUUGUUUUUUUAAUUAUUUAUUUUAACUGCUGCUGUUCUGUUGUCAGACUGAAUUUUUUUAACUUACAAGCUUGUGGCUUCAAUAGUAUACAUUUCCCAAUUUUCUUAGCAGUGUUAUAGGUUGAGAGUUACAGGACUGAAUAAGGACAUUGAUUUACAGUUAUUUAAAAAAAUAAACUCCGUUUUGGUGAGCUGAAAGAAUUAUACCUGCAACUAAGUGUAAUUUCCAAACAUUACUGUAAUUCUGAUUUUUGGUACUUUUUGUGUGUAAGAAAAAAUAAAGGUUCUGAAUUUAGAAACUGA
Protopterus annectens (West African lungfish) is the source of this 1615-nucleotide messenger RNA. RefSeq names its product hypoxanthine phosphoribosyltransferase 1 (gene HPRT1). Lineage: Eukaryota; Metazoa; Chordata; Ceratodontiformes; Protopteridae. The record is from RefSeq and is a predicted model, not a curated record. Bases 103 to 765 code for a protein of 220 amino acids. Gene Ontology annotation, biological process: GMP salvage; purine ribonucleoside salvage; guanine salvage. The transcript is spliced from 9 exons. Gene Ontology annotation, molecular function: magnesium ion binding; hypoxanthine phosphoribosyltransferase activity.